UGCGUAUCCAUGGGAACACGUGCUUCCGUUCUCUGCGCGCGUGUCGCCGGCGGGUGACGUCAGAGCGGCGACGUGUCAGUCAUGGCUGCCGAUAUAACACUGUUAUUCAAAGCGAGCGUGAAAACGGUGAAAACGCGGAAUAAAGCGCUCGGACUGCUCGACUCCUCCAGCAGAGACGAGACCGGCGGAGCGAAGAGACCGAGAGCGAGAGACAGCUUCAGCGGGAGAGCCAGAGAAGUGAUCUCAAACAUCUCAAAGCUGAAGGACUUUCUGCUGCAGCACAGGAAGGACUAUGUGAACGCCGGCAGUGUGAUGUGUUCGGAUGUGUCCCGUAUGACAGACAGCGAGAGAGAUCAAAUCGACCAGGAUGCGCAGAUCUUCAUGAGGACCUGCGCAGACGCCAUCGGCCAGCUGCGAUCUGACAUGGGCAAACAGGUGGUCUCAGCACAGGUGAAGGAUCAUCGUGCAGCAGUGCUUGAUCUGAUCGAGGCGUAUCUCAGAGGUGUGUGUAAGCUGUAUUCUGAACAGAGAGCUGUACGUGUCAAGAGAGUCGUGGACAAAAAGAGACUAUCCAGAUUAGAACCGGAGCAGAUCAGUCACGACAAACAGCAGAGCGAUGGGGAGGAGAACAGCGAUAAACCGGUCUCAGACAGUAAUGUGGAUCUGUGGGAGGACAACAGAGUUGAGGAUGAUCUUUCACCAGAGGAAAUACAGAUGUUCGAGCAGGAGAAUCAGAGGUUGGUUGGGGAGAUGAACAGUCUGCUGGAUGAAGUCAGGCAGAUCGAGGGGAAGGUUGUGGAAAUCUCUCGUCUGCAGGAAAUCUUCUCUGAGAAAGUCCUACAUCAGUUUGGGUCACUCGACAGCAUUCAUCAGCUGGUUGUCGGUGCCACAGAAAAUGUGAAAGAAGGAAAUGAAGAUAUUAGAGAGGCGAUCAAGAAUAACGCUGGGUUCCGCGUCUGGAUUCUGUUCUUCCUGGUCAUGUGCUCGUUCUCACUGCUGUUUCUGGACUGGUAUGACGGCUGAACCACGAACCCAACCGGAUCUCACUCAGAUGU
Messenger RNA from Sinocyclocheilus rhinocerous, 1055 nucleotides. It is a transcript of the gene stx18, whose product is annotated as syntaxin 18. Gene Ontology annotation, cellular component: endoplasmic reticulum; SNARE complex. The record is from RefSeq and is a predicted model, not a curated record. Lineage: Eukaryota; Metazoa; Chordata; Actinopteri; Cypriniformes; Cyprinidae. Bases 82 to 1023 code for a protein of 313 amino acids. Gene Ontology annotation, biological process: retrograde vesicle-mediated transport, Golgi to endoplasmic reticulum. The transcript has 11 exons.